Beauveria bassiana ARSEF 2860 is the source of this 1698-nucleotide messenger RNA. RefSeq names its product T-complex protein 1. The coding region runs from base 1 to 1698 and encodes 565 amino acids. Lineage: Eukaryota; Fungi; Ascomycota; Sordariomycetes; Hypocreales; Cordycipitaceae. The record is from RefSeq and is a predicted model, not a curated record. Gene Ontology annotation, cellular component: chaperonin-containing T-complex. Gene Ontology annotation, molecular function: ATP hydrolysis activity; ATP-dependent protein folding chaperone; ATP binding. Gene Ontology annotation, biological process: protein folding. The transcript is spliced from 3 exons.
AUGGCGUCCAUGUUUGAACAGCCAGGGAACGGCACUCUCUUUCUCGGUGGCCAAAAAAUCUCCGGCUCCGACAUUCGUGACCAAAACGUGCUGGCCACCCAAGCCAUCGCAAAUGUCGUAAAAAGCUCCUUUGGCCCCAGUGGCCUCGACAAGAUGAUGGUCGACGAUAUUGGUGACGUCACCGUCACCAACGACGGCGCCACCAUUCUUCAGCUCCUCGACGUCGAAGACCCGGCCGGCAAGAUUCUCGUCGAACUCGCCCAGCAACAAGAUAAGGAAGUCGGUGAUGGCACGACCUCGGUCGUUCUCAUCGCCGCCGAGCUGCUCCGUCGCGGCAACGAGCUCAUGAAGAACCGCAUACACCCCACCACCAUUAUCACUGGCUACCGUCUUGCUCUCCGCGAAGCCGUCAAGUACCUCCAGGAAAAUGUCAGCGUCAAAGUUGAGAAUCUCGGCCGCGAGUCCCUUAUCAACAUUGCCAAAACCUCCAUGUCCAGCAAAAUCAUUGGCGCCGACUCCGACUUCUUCGCCGACAUGGUUGUCGACGCCAUUACCACCGUCAAGACGACCAACUAUAAGAACGAAGUCAAAUACCCCGUCAAGGCCGUCAACAUUCUCAAAGCCCAUGGCAAAGGCACUCGCGAAUCCAUGCUCGUCAAGGGCUACGCUCUCAACUGCACUAUUGCCUCGCAGGCCAUGCCUACCUACAUUCAGGACGCCAAGAUUGCUAUUCUGGACAUGAACCUGCAAAAGGAGCGCCUGAAGCUCGGCGUUCAAAUUACAGUCGAUGAUCCUCAGCAGCUGGAGCAAAUUCGUGCCCGCGAGUCUGGCAUGAUUCUUGAGCGUGUUGAUCUCAUCCUCAAGGCGGGCGCUAAUGUAAUUCUUACCACCAAGGGCAUUGACGACCUCGUACUGAAGAUGUUCAUCGAGAAAGGCGCCAUGGGUGUCCGCCGCUGCAAGAAGGAAGACCUCAGACGUAUCGCCAAGGCCACCGGCGGUACCCUGUUGAGUACCCUCUCGGAUCUCAACGGUGACGAGAAAUUUGAUCCCUCCUACCUCGGCUCCGCCGAAUCCAUUUCUCAGGAGCGCAUCUCGGACGACGAGUGUAUCAUCAUCCGCGGGGCCAAGAACCAUUCUGCCGCUUCCUUGAUUCUGCGCGGCCCCAACGACUACACCCUCGACGAGAUGGAGCGCUCCAUUCACGACUCUCUUUGCGCUGUGAAGCGUACUCUGGAGAGCGGCAGCAUCGUCCCCGGUGGCGGUGCCGUCGAGACUGCCCUUCAUAUUUACCUGGAGGAGUUUGCUGGCACAGUCGGCUCCCGCGAGCAAUUGGCCAUUGGCGAAUUCGCUCAGUCGCUUCUGGUCAUACCCAAGACGCUGGCCGUCAACGCCGCCAAAGAUGCUUCGGAACUAGUCGCGCAGCUGCGCUCAAGACACGCGCUGUCCCAGCGCACCCAAGAGGUCGACGCCAACGACGACGAAAAGACGCUUGCCCGCAAAAAGGGCUACAAGAACUAUGGUCUUGAUCUCACGCGCGGCAAGGUUGUGGAUGAGCUCAAGCUUGGUGUUCUCGAGCCCAGUAUCAGCAAGGUUCGCCAGCUAAAGAGUGCCGUCGAGGCAUGCAUUUCCAUCAUGCGUAUUGAUACCCUUAUCAAGUUGGAUCCCGAGCAGCCCAAGGAUGAUGGCCACGGUCACUGA